This is a messenger RNA of Acanthisitta chloris (rifleman), 1983 nucleotides long. RefSeq names its product sodium/potassium/calcium exchanger 1-like. Bases 1 to 1983 code for a protein of 660 amino acids. Gene Ontology annotation, molecular function: calcium, potassium:sodium antiporter activity; calcium channel activity. Gene Ontology annotation, biological process: intracellular calcium ion homeostasis; long-term synaptic depression; calcium ion transmembrane transport. NCBI's taxonomy places the organism in Eukaryota, Metazoa, Chordata, Aves, Passeriformes, Acanthisittidae. The transcript is spliced from 9 exons. Gene Ontology annotation, cellular component: membrane. The record is from RefSeq and is a predicted model, not a curated record.
AUGCAUUUGCCACGGAGAAGGCGCCUACGAAGGAACAGGAUCUUUUUCUUGCUUGCCAUAGUGUUGAUCCUCUCUCUCUGUCAGCUCCAAUUCAGCCCCUCUGCCCUUCCAGCAUCACACACAGCCCUCCAACCCAUGGACCCUGUCAGAGUGACCUCCAGGGACCUCCCCAGCAACAAGACUUCUCUAAGAGGCAAUGUCACAGCACCCAAAAUAAGGCACUGUAUAUAUGUGGAUCCUGUGCCAGCUGUGCCCGUCACUAUAUCAGUGAAUACAACACCACAGCAAGAAAAUGUCAGUGAAAGUUACCCAGAUGAAAAACCACCCCACAAGUCCAAAGGAGACUAUCCCCAGGAUCUAUUCAGUGUGGAAGAACGCAGGCAAGGGUGGGUUGUACUUCACAUCUUUGGCAUAAUGUAUGUAUUUGUGGCCUUGGCCAUAGUGUGUGAUGAGUAUUUUGUCCCUGCUUUGGGAGUGAUCACAGAGAAGUUGCAGAUCUCUGAAGAUGUGGCUGGAGCCACCUUCAUGGCAGCAGGUGGAUCAGCACCAGAACUCUUCACCUCCCUCAUAGGUGUCUUCAUCUCACACAGCAAUGUCGGCAUCGGUACCAUUGUGGGCUCAGCAGUGUUUAAUAUCCUCUUUGUCAUUGGCACCUGUGCCCUCUUCUCAAGGGAGAUACUCCACCUGACAUGGUGGCCCUUAUUUAGAGACAUCUCAUUCUACAUUGUAGACUUACUGAUGCUCAUCCUGUUUUUCCUAGACAGUGUCAUUGAUUGGUGGGAAAGCCUCCUUUUACUGACUGCCUAUGCCACAUACGUGUUCACCAUGAAACAGAAUGUCUUCCUAGAGCACUGGGUGAAGCAUGAGCUGAACAAGAAGCUAAAUGCUGUGCAAGCAGCAUCAGCAGAGCCUGUGCAGAAGGAAAGCACUGAGGCAGUUGCAGAUGGUGGAACAAAGAAUCCACCAGAUGUGAGGAAGCUGCAGGCUGGGCCAGCCUUGCAGCGGGGCAGCAGCUCAGCCUCCCUGCACGGAUCUCAGAUGCGCAGCACCAUCUUCCAGCUCAUGAUCCACACCCUGGACCCCCUGGCAGAAGCAAAACUGAAAGACAGGGUUGACAUCCUGAGCAACAUCACCAAGGCCAAGGAAGAGACUCUGGAUGGACAAAGCUCACAGGCAGAAGAAGAGGAAAAGAAGGCACCAAGCACCAUCCAGGUAACUCCUGCCAGUGACUCUGAGCCCAGCAAAGACAAACAGAAGGCAGAUGUGUCACAAGAUGGACAGCCCCCAUCAGGCAGUGACACCUCAGCAGAGAGCAGCUCCGAGAGUGAGGAAGACAGUGACAGCACAGACUAUGAUGACAACAACGAACCCUUAUCUCUUGAGUGGCCAGAAACGAGGAGAAAACAAGGAAUUUACCUUUUCCUCUUUCCCAUUGUCUUUCCUCUGUGGAGCACUCUGCCUGACGUCAGAAACCCAGACUCCAAAAAAUUCUUUGUCCUCACAUUUUUCGGAUCCAUCCUCUGGAUUGCUGUGUUCUCUUACCUCAUGGUGUGGUGGGCUCAUCAGGUUGGUGAAACAAUUGGGAUCUCAGAGGAAAUCAUGGGGUUAACCAUACUGGCAGCAGGAACAUCCAUCCCUGACCUCAUCACCAGUGUCAUUGUGGCACGGAAAGGCUUAGGUGACAUGGCUGUCUCCAGCUCUGUGGGCAGCAACAUCUUUGACAUCACUGUUGGCUUGCCAGUUCCUUGGUUCCUUUUUUCUGUCCUCAACGGCCUCAGCCCAGUGGCUGUCAGCAGCAAUGGUUUGUUUUGUGCAAUUGUUCUCCUUUUCCUCAUGCUCCUGUUUGUGAUUAUCUCCAUUGCUGUCUGCAAAUGGAAAAUGAACAAGCUACUGGGGCUUACCAUGUUUGCUCUUUACUUUGUGUUUCUGGUCAUCAGUGUGAUGUUAGAAGACAAGAUAAUAUUCUGCCCAGUCUCUGUAUGA